UCCUCCUCCAACAAUCUACUUUCAACAACAAUGAUAUCCAAGAUCAUCAAAAGAUCUCCCUCCAAGACCUUACACCGCCGCCGCCGCAAGUCCCCCAUCAAGAAUGCCGUCGCCACCGUCCACCGCUCUCUCUACACCUGCCACCGCCGUCUUCUCAAAAUCUUCUCCAAGUUGGCCCGUAUUAGCACUCCCAACCGCCACAAAGGCUACAAGGCCUUGAGGAAAACUGCAUCCACCGAACCCGACAUUGUACGAACCCUAAUCUUCGAGUACCGCCUCCUUCCACCUCUCAUUUCGCCGGCCAAGCGGACGGUUCUACUCGACCUCGACGAGACUCUGGUUCACUCCAAACUGGAUCCGCCACCGGAGAGAUUCGAUUUCGUAGUCAGACCGAGGAUCGACGGCGAAAUACUCAACUUCUACGUCCUCAAACGUCCCGGCGUCGACCAAUUUCUUGAAGCCCUAGCCGAUAGAUUCGAAAUCGUAGUUUUCACCGCCGGAUUGAAGGAAUACGCGUCGCUUGUGGUGAAUCAUUUGGACAAGAAAUCGGUGAUUUCGCACAGAUUGUAUCGCGAUUCUUGCAAGGAGGUGGAGGGGAAAUACGUGAAGGAUUUGUCUGUGAUCGGGCGGGAUUUGAGAAGAGUAGUGAUUGUGGAUGAUAAUCCAAAUGCUUACGCUUUUCAGCCGGAAAAUGCGAUUCCGAUUGCGUCGUUCAUUGACGAUCCGGCGGACAAGGAGCUUGGGAAAUUGGUAAAUUUUUUUGACGUUUGUGAUUGUUAUGAUGAUAUGAGGGAUGCUGUGAAGUACUAUUUGAGUAGAGAACAAAUCUGAAAAUUCAAAUUCUGAUUUAGAAGUUGAUUGAAAUGAUUAUUACUUGUAGUUGUUGAACAAUGCCUAUUGUUCAAUUCGAAAUUAGAGGCGUCU
This is a messenger RNA of Cucurbita pepo subsp. pepo (vegetable marrow), 924 nucleotides long. RefSeq lists its product as uncharacterized. The record is from RefSeq and is a predicted model, not a curated record. Lineage: Eukaryota; Viridiplantae; Streptophyta; Magnoliopsida; Cucurbitales; Cucurbitaceae. Gene Ontology annotation, molecular function: phosphatase activity.